AUGCGCGAAUGGCAGGCGAAGGGGUUCAGGGUAACAGGUUCGACUUGCGACGUGUCUUCCCCCGGAGGACCGAGAGAAGUUCAUGGCGGAAGUGAGCUCGUUGUUUGGUGGAAAACUAGAUAUCCUUGUGAGUUGGCUAUCUCUAUCAAAUCGCAGAUGCAUGCGAUCGCUCAUCUUAUAGAAUGGCUCCUUUUUGAUCAAGUAAACAACGCAGGCACGGGGUUCGUGAAACCCAUGGCGCUCAUAACCCCUGAGGAGUACAAGUUCAUCAUGAGCACCAAUGUGGACUCUACCUUCCACAUGUCUCAGCUCGCCUACCCUCUUCUCAAGGAUUCCGGCGGCGGCGCCGUCGUCGAUAACUCCUCUCUCGCCGGCAUACUCGGAAUCGACAACUUCUCCAUCUAUGGCACCACCAACGGUGAUAAUCAUGAUUAA
This is a messenger RNA of Zingiber officinale, 435 nucleotides long. RefSeq names its product tropinone reductase homolog At2g29170-like. Bases 1 to 435 code for a protein of 144 amino acids. The transcript has a single exon. The record is from RefSeq and is a predicted model, not a curated record. Lineage: Eukaryota; Viridiplantae; Streptophyta; Magnoliopsida; Zingiberales; Zingiberaceae. Gene Ontology annotation, molecular function: oxidoreductase activity.